AAAAACCAAGAUGGAGUCAGUUGUACCAGUGAAGGACAAGAAACUUCUGGAGGUCAGACUAGGGGAGCUGCCAAGCUGGAUCUUGAUGUGGGACUUCAGCCCUAGUGGCCUUGAUGGAGCGUUUCAAAGAGGUUACUACUGGUACUACAACAAGUACAACAACGUGAAGAAGGGGAGCAUCUCGGGGUUUACCAUUGUGCUGGCAGGGUACAUGCUCUCCAUCUACUGCCUUUCCUACAAGGAGCUCAAGCACGAGCGGCUACGCAAGUACCACUGAAGAAGACACGCUCUGCACUCCCCCAACAACCUUCUUGGCUGGAGCCCCUCCAUAAGGAACACAAUCUCGAUUGUUGCUGAAUCCUUUCAUAUCCUAAUGGAAAUUAACCUCCAAAUAAAAGAUGACUGGUACUUGUGGAAAAAAAAAAAAAAAAAGACA
Messenger RNA from Pongo pygmaeus (Bornean orangutan), 436 nucleotides. RefSeq names its product ATP synthase subunit f, mitochondrial-like. Gene Ontology annotation, molecular function: proton-transporting ATP synthase activity, rotational mechanism. The record is from RefSeq and is a predicted model, not a curated record. Gene Ontology annotation, cellular component: proton-transporting ATP synthase complex. NCBI's taxonomy places the organism in Eukaryota, Metazoa, Chordata, Mammalia, Primates, Hominidae. Bases 11 to 277 code for a protein of 88 amino acids. Gene Ontology annotation, biological process: proton motive force-driven mitochondrial ATP synthesis. The transcript has a single exon.